GUCGGUGUGUGUACCAAGCAACCAAAUUAUGGUUUAUUAUGUGAAUGAACCCAAAAGUGUUAUAUAAAGAGUUAGCAAGUAACAUGAUCUAAGAGCUUUAUUAGCUAAGCUAUCUAAACAAUGGAGGCUCUCCUACAAUUUCCACUCUUAAUAAUUCUUGUCACCUUACUCACCUACAUCAUAAAAUUCAUGCAAAAACCACCUUCCAAAUUACCACCAGGCCCUCCAAAGCUGCCUUUUAUAGGCAACCUCCACUUGCUCUCUUCAAAAAACACCCUUCCACACCGCCGUCUCGCCGAGUUGUCUAAGAAAUACGGCCGAGUUAUGAUGCUCCAACUCGGCCAAGUACCUACUAUUAUAGUCGCCUCGGCCGACAUGGCGAAAGAGGUGAUGAAAACCCAUGAUGCAGUGUUUUGCAACCGUCCGGAGCUCAUGGUAGGUAAGGAGGUGUUCUAUGAUUGUAAGGACAUAGGGUUAGCACCCUACGGCGAGUAUUGGCGACAAGUGAGGAAGAUUUCGACGCUCGAGUUGUUCACUGUGAAACGAGUUGACUCGUUUCGGUUGAUUAGGGAGGAGGAGACUGAAAAUUUGUUGAAGGUUGUUGGGAAGGAAGUUGGUUCUGUUGUUAAUCUCAGCAACAAGUUUUUUAACCUUGCUUGCGAUGUUAUGUGUAGAGCAACUUUUGGUACAAAAGGGAAGGAGCAAGCAGCAUUGAGAGCAUUUACAGCAGGAGUAACCCAAACUUGCACUGGUUUUUGCCCUGCAGAUGUCUAUCCUUCAGUCAAAUUGCUUCAAGCAAUCGGUAAAAGGAAAUUUCAAAAAUUUACUAAGGAAUCUGAUAGAAUACUUGAUCCUAUAAUUGCAGAGCAUCAAUCUAAAAAGGAACAGGGUAAAAUGGAGGAAGAUUUGGUGGAUGUUCUUUUGAAAUAUCACAAGGACCACGUUGACAACCCUAAUGAUUUUUGCUUGACAACUGAUAACAUUAAGGGAGUAAUAUUGGAGCUUUUGGGAGGUGGAAGUGAAAAUUCAUCAGCCACAUUAGAAUGGACAAUGUCGGAGUUACUAAAGAAUCCAAGAGUAAUGGAGAAGGCACAAAUCGAGGUACGAGAAGUAUUAUGCCAAGAUAAAGGACUUGUUAAUGAGUCAAAGCUACAUGAGCUCAAGUACUUAAAACUGGUAGUAAAAGAAGCCUUAAGACUCCAUCCUCCAGUCCCUCUUUUGGUCCCUAGAGAAUCUAUGGAGAGAUGCCAAAUCUAUUCUUAUGAUAUACCUCCCAAAACUCGAGUCGUUGUAAAUGCAUGGGCUAUUGCAAGAGAUCCUGAAUAUUGGACUAAUCCUGAGGAAUUUUAUCCUGAAAGAUUUGAAGAUUGUUCUGUGGAUUUUAAAGGAAACAAUUUUGAGCUAAUUCCCUUUGGAGCAGGUAGGAGAAGGUGUCCUGGUAUGACACUAGGGAUAGCUAAUAUUGAACUACCACUAGCAAUGUUGCUUUACCAUUUUGAUUGGAAGUUAGCUCAUGAACUUCGACCGGAAGACUUGGACAUGGAUGAAUCCUAUGGUUUGACAAUGAGGAGGAAAAACAAUUUGUUUGCCAUUCCUACCCCUUUUAGUUGAUCAACUUUGAAUUGAUCGAUGAAUUUCUUAAUUGAAUAAAGACAUUAUAUAUUAUUGUAAUCAUCGGAGAACAUCACUCAUGUACACUUGUUGAUGUAUAUCUUUGAUUAUUAAUAUAUUAUAUACGAAAUUAUGUA
This is a messenger RNA of Beta vulgaris subsp. vulgaris (sugar beet), 1748 nucleotides long. RefSeq names its product desmethyl-deoxy-podophyllotoxin synthase. Gene Ontology annotation, molecular function: heme binding; iron ion binding; oxidoreductase activity, acting on paired donors, with incorporation or reduction of molecular oxygen. The transcript is spliced from 3 exons. NCBI's taxonomy places the organism in Eukaryota, Viridiplantae, Streptophyta, Magnoliopsida, Caryophyllales, Amaranthaceae. The record is from RefSeq and is a predicted model, not a curated record. The coding region runs from base 121 to 1611 and encodes 496 amino acids.